AGGCCGCAAUGCCCGUCCAUGCCACCAUCGCGUCGCAAACUGCCUUCCCGUGAUCCCAGCCGGCAAACGCCGCGCAAAUCUCGCCCUGCGAUGCAAACCCCCAUCCCCACCCCCUCACCCUCUUCCUCCCCACACCGCCUAUACCACUGUCCCCAACAACUCCUCAGAUCGGCCACAGGCACUCCCUUGAUGUCUCUCUUCCUGUCUUCACCCUCGCCCUCGCCGCCAGCACCACCAACCACAUCUAUUGCAUGGCUCCACCCUCAAUGACGACAAGGGUGUCGCGGCUGCAGGCAAUCCCUCGCUCGUGCUCUCUCUCUUCCCGUCUCCAUCCUCACCCUCAUCGCCAACACCACCACCCACGGUCGCUACACGGCCAUCCUCGAUGCCGGCAAGGGUGUCGCGGUCGCAGGGCACCGGCGUAGCCAGGGGCCAGGGCGGAGGUGGGUGCGAGGACCGGUCCUCGCUGCUGCUCCGUGAGCGAGGCCAAUUCUCCCGCACGCUCCUUCGUAGAGGAGGUCAUCACCGGCUAUGACAAGACCGACCUCUACAAGACCUGGCAGAAACAGCCAUGGCCGAUAGUCCUGAAGCAGAAAGGAGAAAACAUGCCCAAAUCCUAGAUGGCCUUUUACGUCUUCCGUGUUUGAUAUAUGUAUUGUAUUUGAUAUCUGUCUGACAUAUUUCAUUUGUUCUAUUUUAUGUAUAUGGCAAUGUCCAGCCUUUAAAUGGCAGUUAUUUCGCUCUAGCGACUGGACGGGUUCACAAUUGAAUGGCAUCCAGCAAGAGAUCACGGACAGGGUGUAGUGGAAAGUUCUUUAUGAGAUCAGUUCUGUUGUUUGAAUAUUUGGGAGUGCCAAUGAUACUGAAGUGUGCACUACCCUAUGGUUACAAGAAUUUGGUCGUGAGCGAUAUGUGCGACUUGCCAAGCAAAUAGAUGAAUACACGCAUCUCAUCGCAAGCAUAAAAGCACAGAUCAAGUUGGUAUGUGAAGGUGCAUUUGGGGAGGUAAACCUUGGAUCUCAGCGCCCUUGGCGUAUGAUUUCGCGGUGUCAGUGGGAAUGUACAGAUGCUUCUCCGAGAACGUGUGAUUUGCUUGCUCGCCCAUGAGCUUCAGAUUCAAGAAGGCUGGAAUUGAAGGUUUGCAGGCAAUAAAACCUCGUCUGAGAGAUCAGUGCACUCAAAAAGGACCAUCAAACAAUCAUGAGAUGGGCAAAGAUUUUAAUAGUUCAAGUUCUGUUGGUGACCAUGGAGUUGAUGUUGAAGUUACCAUGGUCAUUGGCGAAGACGAGAUUGAGGGUGCCAAAUGGACAAUGGAUAAUGUCAAAUUUUCUGUCAAAGAACGAAUCGAGGCGAUUGCAACAAAAGAAGAACUAGAGCACCUUGUGAUGCUUUGCAGAUCUGAGGCUGAUGCAAUGGGGAGGAUCACUGCUGGAAUUCUUUGUCUCCUUAAACUUGACAAAUCUCUUGGGCAAGGAACUAUAGAACAACUACGUAACCUAGGAAAUGGAGGCUGGAAUUACAACCGGAAUAGAGGAGGUGGCGGUGGCCGAGGACGAGGCAACUGGAGAUAUGGUGGUCACUUGACAUUAAUUGGUUCAUGCGAUCCAAUUUAACCAGGUGAACUCUGUGGUUGAUCUAGUAGUUGAGAAUCAAGAUAUAUUCCAUGGAAGAACCUCGAGUUUUCAAUAAGCA
Zea mays is the source of this 1692-nucleotide messenger RNA. RefSeq lists its product as uncharacterized. NCBI's taxonomy places the organism in Eukaryota, Viridiplantae, Streptophyta, Magnoliopsida, Poales, Poaceae. The record is from RefSeq and is a predicted model, not a curated record. The transcript is spliced from 8 exons. Bases 1104 to 1613 code for a protein of 169 amino acids.